UUGCCAACAUCUUCAACCAUGCACGCGCUUGUGCUCUACCUGCCUUUGUUCCAUCUCCUUCCCUACAUCGUCGGGGCUUCCACCAAAAACCCACAGCCUUACACUACUCCAACUGACUAUAUUUUACUCAACUGUGGUUCAACCUCCAACUCAACCUCAAUCGAUGGACGGAUUUGGGAAGAUGAUGAUGAUGAUGAUGAUAAUUCCAAAUUCUCUUCCUCCAACACGCAAAACGCAUCAUUAGCAUCCACAGACGACCCAUAUGUGACCGGAGUUCCGUACAUGACCGCUCGCAUUUUUUACUCCAAAUCCACCUACUCUUUCACCGUCUCCACCGGCCCAAAGUUUAUCCGCCUCUACUUCCAUCCAGCCACAUAUGCCGGCCUCGAUAAAACCACUUCCUACUUCUCUGUCACGUCCAAUGGUUUCAUGCUUUUAACCAAUUUCAGUGCCUUUCUCACUGUUUCCGCAAUGGGAACCUCCGUAGUCAGAAAGGAAUUCGUCAUCAACGUGCAAAACAAUCAAAGGCUCAACAUAACUUUUAUUCCCUUGCCAAACUCUUAUGCCUUCAUCAACGGUAUCGAAGUCGUUUCUAUGCCAAACAAUCUGAACCGAUCAGACAGGAGUCUUGCCGGGCUCAACCCGGACCCGGACCCGGUUCCAAUUACCUCGUCAAUCAAAACCCAAGUUCAACCAUUGACCAAGUCAAAAUAUAAUCGGAAGACAACAAUUGCAAUAAUCAGUGGUGCAAUUUUCGCCGUCGCUGUAGCACUCUCUAUCCUUGGUUUACUAGUGGCUUUCCGGCUGAUCGGUAAAAGAGUCAAGGACGUGGGGUCCACCGGUAUUGCUUCAUGGUGGGGUCUACUUCCUUGCACUGGGACCAAGUUAACCAAGGCGCAGGGCUCAUCAUCUCUCCAUUCCGAAUUUUGUUGGAAAUUUUCGUUUGCUGAAAUCAGAACAGCCACCAACGACUUUGACGAUGCUCUCAUUCUUGGUGUUGGGGGCUUCGGUAACGUGUACAAAGGGUUCAUUAGCGGUGGGGUGAACCCGGUCGCGAUCAAGCGGUUGAACCCAGGGUCAAACCAGGGGGCUCACGAGUUCCACGCCGAGAUCAAGAUGCUCUCCCAGCUUCGUUACCUCAAUCUCGUUUCUCUGAUCGGAUAUUGUAACGAUGACGAUGAGAUGAUUCUUGUCUAUGAAUAUAUGGCACACGGGACUCUUCGUGAUCAUUUGUACAACACAGAUAAUCCUCCUCUCCCGUGGAAGCUACGCCUUGAGAUAUGUAUCGGUGCGGCGCGAGCUUUGAAUUACCUUCACACGGACGCGAAGCAAACGGUCAUUCAUCGUGAUGUGAAGACAACAAAUAUCUUAUUGAAUGAGAAAUGGGUGGCCAAACUGUCCGAUUUUGGAUUGUCCAAAAUAGGCCCCUUUGGCUCCCAUGUCAGCACUGUAGUUAAGGGCAGUUUUGGGUAUUUGGACCCGGAAUAUUACCGACGUCAACAACUGACUGAGAAGUCUGAUGUGUACUCAUUCGGUGUGGUUUUGUGUGAAGUAUUGUGUGCAAGGCCACCCAUAAUACAUGAUAUUGCAGAGACAGCAAUGGGCCUAGCGAGGUGGGUGCAAAAAGGCUAUCGCAAUGGAGAGGUUGAGCAGAUGGUUGAUCCAUUUUUAAAAGGUAAAAUAGGGAAACGGUGCUUGAAGAAAUUUGUUGAGAUCGCAGUGAGUUGUUUGCUUGACAACGGAAUCGAACGGCCAUCAAUGAAUGAAGUGUUGUGGGGCCUUGAGUUCGCAUUGCAAUUGCAAGAGAGUGUAGACAAAGAUGUAAGGCUUGCUGUGGUUGAAGCUGAGGCAUUAAUGGAUGAUGAGAAAGCUCUCUUCCCCAUCUCCACACUUGAUGGUAGUGAUCAUGACAUGCUUAGUUGCAGCAGUGGACAAGUGUCAAGUACAAAUAGCACCAGCUGGGUGACGAUAAUGAGCAACGAAGAGCAAAGUUUUGCAAGUAGCGGUCAGGAUUCAGCAAACUGAGAGUUCUCUCAGAUUGUGAAUCCUAACGGUCCGUGA
Corylus avellana is the source of this 2061-nucleotide messenger RNA. Lineage: Eukaryota; Viridiplantae; Streptophyta; Magnoliopsida; Fagales; Betulaceae. The record is from RefSeq and is a predicted model, not a curated record.